Molecule: messenger RNA, 936 nt
Organism: Daldinia childiae
Lineage: Eukaryota; Fungi; Ascomycota; Sordariomycetes; Xylariales; Hypoxylaceae
Exons: 2
Coding region: 1-936 (311 amino acids)
Source: RefSeq, a predicted model, not a curated record
AUGGCUAUUAGAAACUCCAUCGGUGUAGUGCGAGUGGUAGAACUACCUAGGGCAAAAAAUAUGAUGUUUCCUAAUUCUUCAUUUUUCAAGAAAAACAGAUAUAACCUUCCAUCUCCCAAGGAGAUCCGAGAAAAGGAUAUCAAGAUCAAUAGCUUUCGCGCACGAUCACCAAGGCCUCCACCAAUCCCGUUCGAAGAACUGGGGCUUAUCGUCAAAUAUGGCUCAGAGAUCACGAUAGCCGAAGCACAGUGCCUAUGGUAUUUCAACAAACACAUGAAGGAUGCAGUGCCUACGCCGGAAUUGUACGGGUGGUGCCAUGAUAACGGAGAGACAUUCAUCUAUAUGGAGUUUGUCAACGCCGACACACUAGAAGAUGUGUGGCCAUCACUUAAUCAAGAUGAUCAAAAUAUAAUUUGCGAGCAGCUCCGUACGUCCGUAGAGGCAUGGCGCAAUCUCCGUCAAGAGACGGAACCGUACUAUAUCGGCCAUAUCGGACGUCAAGGAGUAGGCGACAUUAUCUUCAGUGACGCAGGUGACCCGCAGGCCGGUCCGUUUGAUGACAUAACACAAUUUCAUGAUUUUUUUGCGCGUUAUUCCUGCCGCCAGCACCCGGACUGGAACCCGCGGCGUGACUUUCCCGAGUUGGCCGGCUUGACGGAUGACAGACCAGUGGUAUUUACGCAUAGCGAUCUAGAUAGGAGCAACAUACUUAUCUUUCCGAGGGAUGGAGAAUCUCCACCUCGCGUCGCCGCCAUUAUUGACUGGCACCAAUCAGGAUGGUACCCGAGCGAUUGGGAAUGGCUCAAAGCGUUAUCGAGGUGUGAGGCUUUUUGGGAAGGGGGCCGGGAUACGGCCUGGCUAUUGCGAAUCAUGACGCCGGCAGACAAAAACUAUCAAGCAGCUUGGGAAUUUAUUACUGGCUCUUUGGGCUUCUAG